CUCUCGGCCGACGACACCAAGCGACCCAACAACAGUUCAAAAGUGCUCAAAUUGCAUCAAACAUGGCACUUGAUUUCGCUGCUACAUAUAAAGUUCUUGUUCUUGGAGAUUCCAAUGUCGGCAAGACCUGCAUUGUUCAUCGUUAUUGUGAUGAACGUUAUUAUGAUACUUAUAUAUCCACCAUUGGUAUUGACUUCAAACAAAAAAUUAUUAACCUGGAUGGUACACCAAUUAAACUUCAGAUUUGGGACACAGCAGGACAGGAAAGAUUUAGAACAUUGACAACGGCUUAUUACCGAGGAGCUAUGGGAAUACUGUUGAUGUACGAUGUAACUAGUCUUGACAGCUUUAAUCAUUUGUCAUACUGGCUUCGAAACAUCCAAGAGAAUGCUUCACCAGAUGUUGUAAAAGUUUUAGCAGCAAAUAAAUGUGAUGCGACAAACCAUCGAGCUGUUGAUAUUGAAAGAGGACAAAAAAUUGCAGAGAAUUUUGAUAUGCCUUUUUUCGAAGUUUCUUGUAAAGAAAAUAUUAAUAUUGAAGCAGCUUUUCUAACACUCGCACGAAGAAUACGAGAACAACGAGAUCGGAGAGCAAGUUUAUUUGAAGCAUCAGAAAGAGAAGGUGCAGAUAGUAUUAUAGUAGCUCAAUCACCUUCGCAACAAGAAGAUGCCUGGAGAUGUACAUGUUAACCAACAGCAUCAACAUUUUCAAAAUAUGUUAAAUGGAUUUAUAAGUUUUUUUGCCUAAAAAAAUUGGAGAAUUUAUUUAUAAAACUAUUGAGCAUUAUAUUGAUUGAAGGUCAAUAUUUUAAAGGUAAUUAUCUCAGUUUGAUCGAAUUUAAAAAAGAUUUUUUAAGGCCUAAAGUAGUAUUUCUUUGUACUUUGUAAACAAUUUUCAUCAUGCAGUAUUUAUUUCAAAGAAAACUGAACAUUUACGUAAGCGUAUUGUGAUGGAUUCUAGAUAAGAGAAAUUGGUACUUGUAUCGGGUUCUAGUGAAAAUUAUAAAAUAGGAAAAACGUAUGGAUGAUAAAGAAUUUUCUAAAGAAAACUGUAGAGAUAUAAUAGAUAGGUAUUCUUUUUAUUGGAAAGCUUAAACUAUGCAUUUAUAAUAGGAAAAUUUUAAUAAUGACUUUGGCAUACAUAGAUGUAUGUAUCUAAUAAUAUGUAUAUUACUAAAUAUACUUAUGUUAUUGAAUAUAUCACACAUGUAUUCAAUAAUUUCACGUAUUUAAUGGUGCAAAAUCACUAGCACAAAUGUAUAAUCAUUCAAAGAAUUAAUAACAAAAAUUUUUUUUCAAGUUUUUUAACUCUUUCAUAAUAUUAUCUAAAAGAAUAAAAAAUAAUUUACACGCUGUCGCUAUUCGUAAUUAUUCGUUUAUGCAGGCGGUAAACAAAAAAGCCUUUAUUGUGCCUAUAAACGAAUGUAUAAAUUUUUAAAAGAAAAAAAAUGUUAAGCUGAAAUGAAUUAUUGCUGCUUUACACCGAGAUGUCUGUAAAAUAUGAUUUAAUAAGUGAGAGAAAAAGGGAAUUAAUUUGAGUCAAUUAUUAUUACAAAAUUUUAAAUCAGAACAAAUUAUAAAGAUUAUAGUUUAAGACUUCUAACUUGAGUUUUUAUCAAAUAAUCAAUUAUUCAUUUAAAUUAAAUGAAAAAUCUUUAUUGAUAACUUCACAAAUGCUGGAUCAUUUGUUGUUAUUUUAAUUUAAAAUUCU
Molecule: messenger RNA, 1710 nt
Organism: Chelonus insularis
Lineage: Eukaryota; Metazoa; Arthropoda; Insecta; Hymenoptera; Braconidae
Gene: RabX4
Product: RAS oncogene family member RabX4
Exons: 5
Coding region: 63-689 (208 amino acids)
Molecular function (GO): GTPase activity; GTP binding
Source: RefSeq, a predicted model, not a curated record